This is a messenger RNA of Cryphonectria parasitica EP155, 1503 nucleotides long. RefSeq lists its product as uncharacterized. Lineage: Eukaryota; Fungi; Ascomycota; Sordariomycetes; Diaporthales; Cryphonectriaceae. The record is from RefSeq and is a predicted model, not a curated record. The transcript has a single exon. The coding region runs from base 1 to 1503 and encodes 500 amino acids. Gene Ontology annotation, molecular function: acyltransferase activity, transferring groups other than amino-acyl groups.
AUGAGCGAAAACGUUGUGGCUCUUAGCCCGCUUGACAACAUAAUGGUGCCUUGCUGGGUCAAGCUGCUCUUUUACUUCAGUACUCCUCCAGAGGCCAGUGUGGACGAGACCUACCAGCUUCUGAGCAAAGGUUUCUCUCUAGCCAUAGCAGAAAUGCCCAUCUGUGGCGGCACUGUUCAUCUUCGGCCUCAGGACCGCCCCGGCUGGAAGCCAAACCAGUUGGAAGUACGCAUCCCCAAAGACGCAGGCAAGAACGGAUCACCGACACUCGACUUCAAGGACCUUACCGUCGCCGAAGGCGCGAGCGAGCUCUCCUACGACAGACUUCGGGCCGCUGGGUUUCCUGCCGACAAGAUCGACACGAAACUACUCAUGUCCAAGUCCUUCAACCUCGACCUUGCCUCAGGCAUCGAGGCUACCGCUGCCCAGGCCAAUUUUGUCAAAGGCGGCUGCCUUCUGGGCCUGGCCAUGUGGCACAAUGUCGUCGACGCCUACGGGGUCUACACUUUUGCGCGCAGAUGGGCGUCCCACUGCCGAAGGCUUCAAUCUGAGCCAGGUUCGGAGUCAGCCAGCCUGUCUUACAUCCCAGAUAGUACAGUUGCCACCAACAAUGACCGAGAGGUCUUGGAGAGACUGUGGCGCGAGGAUGGUGGCUCUGAAGCAAGCACAGCGACAGACAGGCGGUGGUCUAUUUUGGGGAUCCACCCGCCCAGUGCAGUCGACGCGCCGAGGCUCAACGACGUGUUGGCCAGUCUCAUGGGCAAUCCCGAGCUCUUGAAGCACAAGACGAGGACCCAAAUCUUCACCAUAUCAGCCGAGGCGCUAGAGAAUCUGAGUAAAGUUGUUGCCGACGAGCUUCCCGGACAAGAGCCCGUCACGACUGACGAUGCCCUCCACGCCCUGCUCUGGCGGUGUAUCAUGAGGGCACGGUAUCCGCAUGCAGUCAGCCCAGGCGACGAGCCGAGUCAGUCUGUCUAUCAGAUCGCUGUCGACGGCCGCGAGAUACUAGGAGGACCGCAGCAGCAGCUCAGGUCCUACCUAGGGGAUACAUUCUUCUUCAACACUUCCUCGCUGCCUCUUUCCGAGGUGACGGACCUUCCGAGCAGCUCCUCGGCGCCGCUUGGCAAGCUGGCUCGGACCCUAAGGGAGACCCACAACUCGCUCUCACGCGCUGAUCUCCUCGCUGCGUUUAGUGCGGCACAUAAUCUCUCCAGUUAUGAAAAUCUCCCCUAUUCUCUUGCUGGCGUUUCGGGGCCAUCCAUGAUCGUUGUAUCCCACAAGUACAUCGCGUUGCACGACUUGGACUUUGGGCCGGCGUUGGGUCGUCCUGACUGCGAACGGCCUCCAGGAGACGAGUGGAAUGAUCUGUUUAGGCGAACUAUCAUCCUGCCUACGGCAUCAGGGAAGGGGGCCGAGAUCCUGGUUGCUCUUCAUGACGACGAGAUGAAGCGGCUGGAAGCGGAUGGCGAGUUUAGAAGUUACGCGAAGCUGUCGACAUGUUGA